This is a messenger RNA of Exophiala viscosa, 1825 nucleotides long. RefSeq lists its product as uncharacterized. Gene Ontology annotation, biological process: secondary metabolic process. NCBI's taxonomy places the organism in Eukaryota, Fungi, Ascomycota, Eurotiomycetes, Chaetothyriales, Herpotrichiellaceae. The coding region runs from base 162 to 1796 and encodes 544 amino acids. The record is from RefSeq and is a predicted model, not a curated record. Gene Ontology annotation, molecular function: CoA-ligase activity. The transcript has 2 exons.
CCCUCGGCCUGGUACUGUACAUGGGUGCCAGGGGGUUUCGAGCCUCUAGCGAUUCAAUCUUUGUGUCUAGGAUCGAACCCACCUCCAUGUUGCGGUCUUGUGCGCUACAGCGACAGGCCUGAGGUCACGGACACACAAUCGUCGUCGAUGCCACUCACAACAUGCUACUCAAAUCGACGUAUCCGCCGCUGGACAUCCCGGAGACCAACAUAUUAUCCUACAUCUUUCCGCCAGGCCAGACGCCUUCUGACAAGCCAAUAUGGAUAGAUGUGAAGAACCCGGCCCCCAGUCUCUCACCCCGUCAGGCGCUGGUAUGGAUCAAACGACUUGGGUCGUUGCUUGAUUACCUGAGCAUUCAAAAGGGUGAAGCAGUCAUGAUCCUCACUCCUAAUCACAUCUUCGUACCCGUUGCAUAUCUCGGCAUCACAGGUGCGGGCAGAGUGUUCAGUGGCGCCAACCCGGUCUACACAGCGACGGAAGUCGAAUACCAGAUCAGAAACACCGGUACCCGUCUCAUCCUCGCGCACCCUUCGCUGGCACAGACAGCGGUAGAGGCUGGAAGGCGUGCAGGAAUCCAAAAGGAUCGGAUAUAUCUCUUUUCCGAUCACGAAUGCGAGUCUUUCGGUGGAUUGAUCGACUGGCGAACCGCAUCAGUCGACCCUGACUUUACGUGGGAUCCUAUGGGCUCAGCAUCCAAAACCGCUCUAGCUACCAUUAACUACUCCUCGGGCACUACUGGCCUACCCAAAGGUGUCUGCGUAUCCCAUUUCAAUAUCGUGGCGAACUCGGAACAAACCAUAUUCAUGAGGAAUCUCGAAACCUCGCAACAAGAUGAGCGAUGGCUCGGGUUUCUACCACUAUACCAUGCAUAUGGUCAACUUUACGCAUGCGUUAUGGCGCCAAAGCUUCUCAUACCCAUUUACGUUAUGCAAAAAUUUCAGUAUGAAGACUUCUUGCAGUCUAUCCAGCAUUUUAGGAUCACGCAUCUUCAGAUUGCGCCGCCUAUCCUCGUCAUGCUAGACAAGCGACCCGAGACGUCACGAUAUGAUCUGAGCAGCAUCAAUAAUAUUCUUUGUGGAGCAGCACCACUUUCGAAGCAAUUGCAAACGUCGAUAUCUCGGAUAUACAAUGUCGUCAUCAUUCAGGGCUGGGGCAUGACAGAGGUUACUUGUGGAGCUAUCCAUGUGCCCGGUGGGCUUAAAGACGAUUCCGGGAGUGUCGGGCUAUUACACCCCAAUUGCGAAUGUAAGCUCGUCGAUGACGUCGGCAAUCUUGUCGGUCCAGGUCAGCCAGGGGAGAUCUUGAUCCGAGGUCCUCAGGUUUGUUUGGGAUACUGGAAGAAUGAGAUGGCCACCAAGGAAGCUAUUGACAGAGAGGGAUGGUUGAAAACAGGGGAUAUUGCGAUUGUCAAGGACAAUUGGUUUUGGAUCGUCGAUCGAAAGAAGGAACUGAUCAAAGUCAAUGCGCUACAGGUCGCUCCGGCCGAGCUCGAAGCGAUACUACUGCAGAACGACCAUGUCGCUGAUGCCGCGGUUGUGGGCAUCAUGUUAGGAGGGGAAGAAUGGCCGCGCGCAUAUAUUGCUCUCAAAGAGGAUAGCAAAGGUGAAAUCAUGCCCGAGGAGCUGCAGCAGUGGAUCAAGGAGCGUGUCGCGAAGCACAAACAGUUGGUUGGAGGUGUCCAAUUCGUGGACGAAGUCCCCAAGCUGGCCAGUGGGAAGAUUCAGCGCAAGGUUCUUCGGGAAUGGGCUAAAAGAGACGCCAAAGAAAUCGAAGGUGGUCUUGAUGCUAAACUGUAGAAUCUAAUGUGCACAGAUAAGAGCGAGUG